AUGGAAACUGUAAGCUUAGCGGCUGCUGUUCCUGGGUUGUUGACCUCCUGUCUAGACCUCAUUGAACGCAUUGAUUCUUACAAGAGUUUCGAUGUACAUUCACGCCAGCUGUUGCUCGGUGACAAACUGUCAAAUGAACAUCACGCUCGGUUGGACUAUCCUGAGGUUGCCUCUGUCGUCAAAACCAUCCUCUCAAGUGUUUGCGAAAUAUUUCAGAAGUCCGAGCACACCCGGACGCGUUUGCGACUUCAGCCGGAGCAAGCAAACCCUGUCGCAUCACCAUGGCCCGUAUUCACCCGCAAAAAUACUGAUAUGAACAAGGCGGGACGUAAUGCAAGCUCAGCAAAAAUUGGAAUCGCCUGGGCCGUCAAGUAUAGGGGCCAAUUUACCAACCAAGUUGAGAUGUUUGAGGUUCUAGUCGACAAAUUGUACGAGCUUGUACCACCUAACAGAGGAGAAGGGCAGAUUCAGAAGAGAAACGAUCAUGGCGAUCGCAUUGAUGCGAUCACCAAUAUGAAUAUGUUUUCUAAUUUCCAGCGUGAUCUGGAUAUGUUGAUGAAAGAGACCAGACGAAAUGCUAUCACUCAAGCUUAUAAGGCAAUCGACGAGUGGCUUGACGCCACUGAAUUCGAUCAACAAUACGACAAACAUGUCUCUGCACGCCUUGAAGGAACAUGUGACUGGAUCUUUGACCAUCCUGCCUACCGUGAAUGGAUAUCAAUGGACUAUCUUGACAAAGCAGCGAAGUUUUUUUGGAUCUGCGCACCCGCAGGUCAUGGAAAAUCGGUGCUUUGUGCAAGGCUGGUUCAGCGUCUGGCAGAAACUGCAGCCUUUCCCUUAGCCUACGUUUUCUCUUCGAGCCAUGUUCAAGCCGGCGGCCAGCCUGAUGGCAUCAUUCGUUCCUGGAUCUCACAGUGGACGAAACAUAAUCAAAUUGCUUUUGACCUUGUUCGAGAUAACCUGCAGUCAGGAAAAGUAAGUCGGAGAGCAUCGCAAGCAGAAAUCUGGGUGUUGUUUGAGACUGUUGUCUCUCAGGUUGAAAGUUGCACGUGCAUCCUCGAUGGAUUUGAUGAAUACAACCAAUUUGAUGACAACCGGAGAGAUUUUCUUCGAAUGUUGAAGAAAGUAGUGGCAGGUACUAGGACUCGAUGUCUGGUUGCGAGCCGAGGUGAGACUGAUAUAGAGCUUGAGCUAUAUUGUGCAGCGGGGAGCUCAGGAAAGCAAACCAUGCUUGAGUGCAGGUUCUCCAAAAACAAAAUCCAAGCGGACAUUGAUUUAUACUCGAAAACGGUCGUCGCUAAGAAACUCCCAAGCAAGGAUGAAUCUUUCCAGCAAGAACUGGCGACACAUAUGGCUAAAAAGUGUGAGGGAAUGUUCCUAUGGAUAAAGUUACAACAAGAGCAGUUGCGUGGUGGCAAAAGCAAGAAAGAGCUUCGAAAUAUUGUUAAGAGCAUGCCGAGUGGCCUAGCUCAAAGCUACGCACGCAAUUGGACGAAUAUCAUGAACCUCUCCGAGACUGACCGCCAUCGUGCUAUCUCAAUACUCCGAUGGACAACUUUCGCACUCAGACCACUCACUAUAGCUGAAUUGACUGAGGCCCUUAUCGUCGAGCCUGAAAUUGGUAGCGCUAAUCUUGCUGUUGACGACCUACCCGAAGAAAUCAACCAGGAGUACAUUGACGAUGAAAUAAAGUCCCUAUGUGGCUCUCUUGUCGAAAUUCGAUCCGCUGCUCCUACAACCCCACCAGGCUCUCAGACCAUCUAUCUAGUCCAUGUCUCGAUUAAGGAAUACCUACUUUCGGUGUUACCAGCUCCUUUGGGACUUGAGACAAUCUCAACCUCUAUUCCGUGGGAUGCUGUUCAGAAUAUUGAUCUUGCGAAGGUAUGUCUUCGAUAUCUGAAUUUCAAAAACGUUUGA
Messenger RNA from Endocarpon pusillum Z07020, 1917 nucleotides. RefSeq lists its product as uncharacterized. NCBI's taxonomy places the organism in Eukaryota, Fungi, Ascomycota, Eurotiomycetes, Verrucariales, Verrucariaceae. The transcript is spliced from 3 exons. The record is from RefSeq and is a predicted model, not a curated record. Bases 1 to 1917 code for a protein of 638 amino acids.